Molecule: messenger RNA, 2877 nt
Organism: Carya illinoinensis
Lineage: Eukaryota; Viridiplantae; Streptophyta; Magnoliopsida; Fagales; Juglandaceae
Product: general transcription and DNA repair factor IIH helicase subunit XPB1-like
Exons: 19
Coding region: 150-2456 (768 amino acids)
Biological process (GO): transcription initiation at RNA polymerase II promoter; nucleotide-excision repair
Cellular component (GO): nucleotide-excision repair factor 3 complex; transcription factor TFIIH holo complex; transcription preinitiation complex
Molecular function (GO): ATP binding; 3'-5' DNA helicase activity; hydrolase activity
Source: RefSeq, a predicted model, not a curated record
CGGUUCCUCUUAUGAUAUCAAGGGAUCCUCUCCUCUUCAAUCUCUGCAAUCUAAAACCUCUAUAAAUUGGUCCAUUCGUUCAAGAAACCAAGCAUCGAGUCUCCUACGAACUCAUAGCACUAAACAAUCUUAGAUUCCCAUCGAAUAUCAUGGGACACGGUGAAAAAGGCCGACCCGCCAAAAAGCACAAAUCAUCGGCGAAGGAAGGUCACAGGAAAAUUACCGAGGUCGAAGAUGCCUUUUUUGGCGAAGAAGUCGACGACGAUCGCGAUGGUGAGAGAGAAGGGAAGAAGAGAGAUUUUAGCAAAUUAGAGCUGAAGCCGGAUCAUGCUAAUAGGCCUUUGUGGGCUUGCGCCGAUGGCCGCAUUUUCCUCGAAACCUUCUCGACUUUGUAUAAACAAGCUUACGAUUUUCUUAUCGCUAUCGCCGAACCCGUUUGCCGGCCGGAGUCUAUGCACGAGUACAACCUGACCCCGCACUCGCUGUAUGCUGCGGUGUCCGUUGGUCUAGCAACGGAAACAAUUAUAGCUGUUUUGAGUAAACUAUCAAAGACCAAGCUGCCUAAGGAAAUGGUUGAUUUCAUACAUGCUUCCACGGCCAAUUAUGGCAAAGUAAAGCUCGUGCUUAAGAAGAAUCGGUACUUUGUCGAAUCCCCAUUUCCGGAGGUCUUGAAGAAGUUGCUCAAGGAUGAAGUUAUUUCCCGGGCAAGGAUUAAUUCUGAGGGCUCAAAUGGAAGUGAUGGAUUUACAAUUAGCAAAUCAAUUGGUGAAAUUGGAACUGUUCACCAGGAUUUACUUAAUGGAGCAGAAGUGGCGACUGCAGUGGAACAAAAAGAAACUCAUGCAUUUGAAAUUGACCCUUCUCAGGUUGAGAAUGUAAAGCAACGUUGCUUGCCAAAUGCUUUAAAUUACCCCAUGUUGGAGGAGUACGACUUCAGAAAUGAUACCGUUAACCCUGACCUCAACAUGGACCUGAAGCCUGAAGCACAACCACGGCCAUAUCAGGAAAAGAGCCUUACUAAAAUGUUUGGAAAUGGUAGAGCUAGAUCUGGAAUUAUUGUACUACCUUGUGGUGCUGGAAAGUCUCUAGUGGGUGUCUCUGCAGCCUGCCGAAUAAAAAAAAGCUGUCUUUGCUUAGCAACAAAUGCUGUUUCGGUGGAUCAAUGGGCUUUUCAGUUCAAACUGUGGUCAUCCAUCGGCGAUGAUCAAAUUUGUCGUUUCACAUCUGAUAGCAAAGAAAGAUUUCGUGGCAAUGCUGGAGUGGUUGUGACGACAUAUAACAUGGUUGCUUUUGGUGGUAAACGGUCUGAAGAAUCUGAAAAGAUUAUUGAAGAAAUAAGAAAUAGAGAAUGGGGAUUGCUUCUUAUGGAUGAGGUGCAUGUGGUUCCUGCUCACAUGUUUCGAAAGGUCAUCAGCCUCACUAAAUCCCACUGUAAACUUGGACUCACUGCCACACUUGUGAGAGAGGAUGAAAGGAUUACAGAUCUAAACUUCCUUAUUGGUCCCAAAUUGUAUGAAGCAAACUGGUUGGAUCUAGUGAAAGGUGGAUUUAUAGCAAAUGUACAGUGUGCUGAAGUAUGGUGUCCAAUGACAAAGGAGUUUUUUGCCGAAUAUUUGAAGAAAGAAAACUCCAAAAAAAAGCAGGCACUUUAUGUGAUGAACCCAAAUAAGUUUAGGGCAUGCGAGUUUCUCAUAAGGUUUCAUGAACAGCAACGUGGUGAUAAGAUAAUUGUCUUUGCUGACAAUCUUUUUGCACUCACGGAGUAUGCGAUGAAAUUACGCAAACCUAUGAUCUACGGUGCUACAAGCCAUGUUGAGAGGACAAAAAUUCUUGGAGCUUUCAAAACUAGCAAGGAAGUAAACACUAUUUUCCUGUCCAAGGUGGGUGAUAAUUCGAUAGAUAUUCCUGAGGCAAAUGUUAUAAUUCAGAUUUCUUCACAUGCUGGUUCAAGACGUCAAGAAGCCCAACGUCUGGGACGUAUUCUGAGGGCCAAGGGUAAACUUCAGGACAGGAUGGCAGGAGGUAAAGAGGAGUAUAAUGCAUUUUUCUAUUCCCUUGUGUCAACAGAUACACAGGAGAUGUACUACUCGAGUAAAAGGCAACAAUUUUUGAUUGAUCAAGGUUAUAGCUUUAAGGUAAUAACAAGCUUGCCUCCACCUGAUACUGGAGCUGAUUUAAGUUACCACAGUCUAGAUGAACAAUUGGCACUUCUCGGAAAGGUGUUGAGUGCGGGUGAUGAUGCAGUCGGUUUGGAGCAAUUAGAAGAAGAUGCAGAUGACAUAGCGCUUCAUAAGGGCCGACGAUUAAUGGGAUCCAUGAGUGCUAUGUCAGGUGCACAUGGGAUGGUUUAUAUGGAAUACAGUACGGGGCAAAAACAUGGUCGGCAAGGCCAGCUCAAGAGUAAACCCAAAGAUCCUGCGAAGCGACAUCAUCUGUUCAAGAAACGCUUUACUUAGAGGCAUACGGAUUUCUUCAUCCCAGUAAAAGCUAAGAGGAAAACAAGAAGCAGGAUGGUGGUUUCUUUUGUCCUUUUGCCUUACAAUAUAUAUAUAUAUAUAUGUAUAUAAUAUUAUAAUUAGUAGGCAUUACUUUGCCAGUUGAGAUUUUCCGGAGGAUCAAAUGCAUCGCUACAGAGAUCUGUAAAUAUAAUGGUGGUGUUGUUUAUGCAUUUUUGGUUUGUCAUGAACACAGCCAAGGACCAUUAUUUGUACAUUGAUAUGAAAUUCGGCCCUAGUCUGUUCUCUGUUUUUCUAGUAAUUUUUUAAGAGAGAUGCUAGGGCCGGUCGGGUGUGAUAUCCAUUUUUACACCAACAAAUGAGAUACUACCACGAGUAAGUUUUAGUAAAGUGAUUCAUGGGCUUCCAUGUACUUGAUCAA